AUGGUCUCCAUGACCUUGGGGCCUCUCACUGAAGACGGCUGGAAGCCUAGCUGGAGUGACCACCUUUUUGCAGACAUCUCCAUACCCCUACCUUCGGAAUGGAGUAUUAUCAUCCUCUCACCUCCUCCUUCUCCACCAUAUGAACCUCCAGCCAAAUGUCUUAAAAUUUUCAUUGACAACGGUAAGACCGUUAUCAAUCUUAACCCCGAGCCUAGCCCUACUUCCAGUCCUACCCCUGCUCCUGAGUUAAAAGAUGUCGAGGUUAUCAAGUCUUCCAUUAUACCAGCAUCUCGCCACCUCCCACAGAUUCGAGCACCUCCUCCCGACGAAGCCGAACCCUCUAUCCGACGCCCUUCAUCACCACCACCUGCUUCUCGAUCGCCCCCGCCCACUAUCGGUUGGAUUGACAGCGACCCGGACGACCUACCGCUCUCUCCUCACCCUCAACCAGCAAAUGACUCUUACGACUCCGACGGAAUAGAGUCUAACCCCAGCGAGGAUUCCUUUCCAUCAGAGUUUUCUUUGUAG
This is a messenger RNA of Abrus precatorius (Indian licorice), 528 nucleotides long. RefSeq names its product gibberellin-regulated protein 14-like. Lineage: Eukaryota; Viridiplantae; Streptophyta; Magnoliopsida; Fabales; Fabaceae. The coding region runs from base 1 to 528 and encodes 175 amino acids. The transcript has a single exon. The record is from RefSeq and is a predicted model, not a curated record.